Molecule: messenger RNA, 483 nt
Organism: Schistocerca americana (American grasshopper)
Lineage: Eukaryota; Metazoa; Arthropoda; Insecta; Orthoptera; Acrididae
Exons: 1
Coding region: 1-483 (160 amino acids)
Source: RefSeq, a predicted model, not a curated record
AUGGAGAAGCACGAGAGGGCAGUGCGUGCCAGAGAAGUAUGUGAGGUUAGUGAAGGAAAUGUACAGAGGAGCAAUGACACAACGCAGGUGAGAAGUAGUGUGGGCAUGACAAAGGAGUUUCCAGUAAAAGUAGGGUUACAUCAAGGGUCUGCACGUAGUUCCUACCUCUUUGACCUGAUUAUGGAUGUGCUGGUGAAAGAUGUGAAGAAGGAAGUGCCGUGGAAUACGAAGUUUGCGGAUGAUGUGGUUCUUUGUGAGCAGAGCAUUGAUAGAUUUGAGGAAAAGCUGGAGGAGUGGAGGAAGGCACUAGAAGAAAGAGGGAUGAAAAUUAGCAGGACAAAGUCACAAUAUUUAGCACUGAAGGAUGUGCAGAUGAGGUCUUGGAAGAUCCAGGGUGAUGAGCUGAAAUCGGUCUGCAAAUUUAAAUACCUGGGGUUGUACAUACAGAGGGACGGAGGACUGGAAAGUGAGAUACAACACUGA